Verruconis gallopava is the source of this 2345-nucleotide messenger RNA. RefSeq lists its product as uncharacterized. NCBI's taxonomy places the organism in Eukaryota, Fungi, Ascomycota, Dothideomycetes, Venturiales, Sympoventuriaceae. Bases 491 to 2209 code for a protein of 572 amino acids. The transcript has 3 exons. The record is from RefSeq and is a predicted model, not a curated record.
UCCCUUCACCUCCCUCGUGCACCAGAAAGAAAUCCCCCUCUGCGCAGCAGCAGUCUGUCCCGUCUUUCUCGUUUGACUUGUCCCACGAGAUUUCGUCUGCUUGUGCUACCUUGCUGCACGACCUCGGCCGCCCUAAUUCUGGACUGUGCUCUCGCGAGCGUUCGGGUGGUUUCACACCUAUGUCCAAGAGCAUCACCUGAACGCAUCGCCCGCCCCGACUCUUUUUGUUGCGACGCUUAUUUUUCUCCAUUCUGGUAGACUGGAACUGUCCGAGAGUCUGCGCCCGCGGGGCCUCGCCUGUUCGCGCACCGCCUGCUUCCAUAAUCGAGCGGCGCGAACACAGCGUGGCCGUCGGUUCCCAACUGCGAGCUUGCUGGUGCAGAAAUGACGGCUCGCAGUCGGCCCCACGAGACAUGACCGCCGCUGCUUAGCUUCUCACGUCCACCAUCCACGGGUAGAUCUGUCACACUCACGUUUCCAACUAAUAAGUAUGUUUUCCUUUCUAGGAGGUAGCAGUUCACUGCUUGCCGCUCGCCAUGAUCCAACAAAGGAGCGCCCAGCGCCCCCGUAUCCGACGCCCGUCUCCUUCCCCAGGCUCGAAUCUUUUCGAGAAGCACCGCACGCAUGGACGGAGGGGUCGGCACCAGAUCUCUUCAAGCACUAUAGUCGAAUCAGGAAGCUAAGCGACGUCUCAACCCAGCAUCUGGCAGCCCUGAAUGUAUCCCUACGGGACAUCAGCCAUGAUUUUGACGACUUUUUUUCAACGAAUGAGCUUGCCCACGCAUUUGUCCCGCCCGCUUCGUGGUUGGAACCUUCCGCGGCGCCUUCCUCGGCCCUUCCUGCUCUGCCAGGCCAAUCACGUGUGCUGAGCAAUGGUCGCCCUUUCCCCUCGCAGCAGGAUUUCUCGAUCAGAAGCAAGGAGCUUAGACACACCAAUGAGGAUGCCUACCGUGCGCUUACUCGGACGCCGCACAAUGGCCAACCCCCCGCACGCCUAGCGCAUUUUCGCCGUUUCUGGGAAGCUUUAGACAACAUGAACUAUUACUGGGACACGUCAUGCGACGAAUACAUUCCAGAAGGGUCUGUAUCGCAGUCUGACAAUGGAAGGGCGCGCAAAGAAGAGUCCUCCGAAGACGCAGAUGAGGCUGUCGUCGACACAGACGAGCCUCGAAAGAGGGUUAGACCCAAUCCUCAACCGGACACCAGCGGUGCAGGAUUCGAGCUACCGGUAGGGCCAGCGCCGCCCUCGGGAGAGUUGCUGCUUGAUAUCCGCCCACCCAAGGUACCCGGGAGCGCUGAGAAGCCACCAGGCACGUACCGGGGGAACCGGAUUGGAAAUGGUGCGGGCAUGCCAGAAUCAUAUCGCACUGACGCAGCCCGAGCCUUUGUCGAGCCCAUUGCAUGGUCCUUUGGCUUCACAAUGGCGGCACAUCGUAAGCCGCCCGUGCUGGAGAUCAAAUCGUUGCUUGUGCCAAUCAAGCUUUCUGGAACUGUUUGGCGGCCACCCAACGAGCGGGAGAAGGCACGAGCUGGGUGUCUCCAAGGGCCAGUCCUCGGCAUUAGCUGUAGGAGUGAGACUGAGUUUGCCGAAGGUAAGGCUGAUCCAGUGCUCGACGUACUGAGAGAGCUCGGUGCAAUGCUCUGUUUGGCUCAGGAGCGCGCGCGUGAGGGGCGAACAGAGCGUAAACCUGGAGAGAACAGAUGGUGGACAAGCGUGCCCCGGUGGGGAGGCGGCCCAGGUGGAGAAAUGGGCGAAGCCAUCACUUCAAGUGAUGAUGAUAUCGAACCUGGUGGCGAAGAAAAGACUGCACCAAACUCCGAAACAAAGGCAAGAGCAAAUACGCGUGGAACGAGCUCGAAGAGAAAGCAGGCCAUUAUCAACGCCUGGAAGACACUACGUGUUGGGUCAGGCUACUGGGAUCCAAGAGUUGAUUAUGCUGCGGUCGGGAAGCCUCCUGGAUCGAAAUGGGAUGAAAUAUAUCUCGUUUCGUCCCUCAACCACCACAUUAGCAUUUUAAGACUUCGCGUGCAUGACGACUACAUUCACUACCUUCUCACAGGCGACUGCCCGAAGCAGGUUACAGAUCCCGAGUGGUCAACGCCAGUCUUGUCUCGCAGCAGGUGGUUUGAUCUUUUCACGCCAGAGGACAGACUCGAGGCUUUCAGGCUUUUGUGGGGUAUUAUGGGGUACUUGGCUCGCGUCGAUUAGACACUCGAGCUGAUAUUUUGAGACUUAAUUAUCAUUAUCUGAUUAGAUCCCGAUAAACGAGAAUCAUAUAAUGACUAUCUGAUGGGAGUUCAUGCUUCAUGACGUUCUUCUUGGCACUUUAACAGCCAAGCCAAAC